Molecule: messenger RNA, 1866 nt
Organism: Prorocentrum cordatum
Lineage: Eukaryota; Dinophyceae; Prorocentrales; Prorocentraceae
Source: the annotation of a GenBank genome assembly
GCAGCCGCGCCGCUCCGCACAGCGCCGGCGCCGGGCCAGGCCCCUGGCCCCCCACUUGGCGCCCCUCCCCUGGGGCGGAUGGGCACGGGCCUGGCAGGCCUGUUGCUGGACGCGCCCGGUACCCUGCAGGACAAGCAGGACGCGCGGCAGUUGGAUUGGGAGGAGCGCCUCGAGGUGAUCUUGAACAGCUUCUACGCGGAGCUAAGGCAGCGCCAUGCGAAGGAGAGGCAGGCUUUUGACGAUCGGCCAUGCGUCGACAAGAUCACCAGGAGCACGAUGGACAUCUCGAAGUGGAACCAGCAGGAGGUCUACCUGGACCCCAGCAGGUGCCUGCAGGCGCGCGCGUCGAGCAAGAGGCACCUGGAGAGGCACCGCGCGUGGCUGGCUGGCCCGAGGAGGUGCGGUGACGUCGCCCUGCACGACCUCGUGGCCGUGCAGCACUACCUGGACAUGGACCUGGAGGACCUGCAGCUGCCAGAGGCAGAGCGCCGGAACAGGGACUCGUUCGCCAAGGGCGGGCUCGUGAGCGAGCAGAUGCUGCUGGACGCGCCGCGGGCAACGCUGGUUGUCGACGGCGAGCAGUACAACUUUGCCGAGUACUGCGAGAGGGCCUGGUACGAGGGCGCAACCUCGAGUAGUUCGAGGCCGCUGGCGGCCGACCGCGCCGCGGGCCCCCCGGAGGGAGCCGCCGCGGCCGCCGAGGCCGCCGACGCCCUGCACGCCGCCGCCUCGGCGGCCGACCAGGCCGCCAGCGCGCCGCGGGCGGCGGCCGCGUCCGCGCCGCAGGCGCCCUUCGAGGAGCGGGCGCCUCGCUUGGCGGAGCACGACGAGGGCAUCCGAGGCGCCUUCCUGGAGGAGGUCACCGCGGCCGUGAUGCGCAGCCUGGCGCGGCACGGCGAGCCGCCGCCGCUGCUGGUCAGAGCCGUGACCUCGGCCAUGUCGCAGUCGGGGCUCGCCAGCGUCGAGCGGGCGUGCUUCUCCUCGCAGGUCGUCGUCAGCGGCGGCGCGCAGAGGGUCACCUACGCGCUGCAGGCCCGCGAGGACGGCGCCUGGGACGUGACGCUCUCCGUGCGCAAGCACGGCUUCGACCAGUGCAUCAUCUGGAGCGAAAUGUCCGACCUCGGCCUGGACGACGCCUCGCAGGGGUCACCGCUGAUCGUGCCCUGCACGGAGAGCUCCUUCGUCGAGAAGGAGUGCGGCGUCAGGUACCAUUGCGAGGGCGAGCAUGUCCAGGUGGACGUCUACAAGCUCCAGAAGGAGAUGAGCCUCGCAGAUCCGAGCGGGUCCCUGAUGACAGGACUCAAGGUGACCGAGGACGAGUCGUACAGCACAGGGCUGAUGAUUUCGCGCGGCACCGACCCUGUGUUCCACCCUGUGAAGACUGGGGAGCAGGCCGCGUGGAGCGAGAUAGGGGCUGGGACGUACCGCAUGCAGAAGACGGCGAAGAAGCCCGGCGGGCGCAAGUUCCUGUACAGCGCCCCCUUCAAGGGCACCUUCGAGGACGCGCAGAAUAUCGCCGAGCAGGUGGGAGGUGCCUUCAUCGUGAAGUUCAGCAGGUGGCUGCAGGUCGUGGGGGACGACUCCUACGACGCGGGCGACUCGCGGGACAGCUCCUCGGUGAUCUACCAGCGGAGCCCCCCGCCGCCCCCCCGCGUGUCGCCCCUGGACCUGGACGACUCGUCCCGGCACGAGGCCCACGUGGCGGCGAUGGAGGCGGCGGAAAGCGUCGCGUUUGCCGCGGCCGUGGCCGAUUGGAGGAGGCAGCGCGCCGCCCAGUCGAGGCCCGAGGACGCCUCCGCCGCCGCGCAGCUGCCCGCGCGGGCCCUGGCCAGCCUCCGCAGCCUCGCGGGCGCCGCGGCGGGCUGA